This is a messenger RNA of Magnolia sinica, 756 nucleotides long. Its product is annotated as glucan endo-1,3-beta-D-glucosidase-like. The coding region runs from base 255 to 623 and encodes 122 amino acids. The record is from RefSeq and is a predicted model, not a curated record. Lineage: Eukaryota; Viridiplantae; Streptophyta; Magnoliopsida; Magnoliales; Magnoliaceae. The transcript has 4 exons.
UUCUCAAAACACCCAUAAAUCAAGAAGAAAAAUAAGAGAUUCUAAUCAAGGAAAAAGCCACACAUGAUAUCACAUGCCCGUCUUAUCCACUUUCUAAUUUCUAGUGUCUUGUUUCUUCACCAGAUUCCACCACCCAGCACUGCUACUCAGCAACAUCCAAGACACCAACCCAUCAAAUAUAGCCGUUUUUGUUACUCCCUUUCGAAAUAUCCCCACCAAAUCACCAUCCAAGCAGCCAGACAAGUUCUCUUUACAUGACUAUGGCAAAACCAGCCUUCUCCCUCCCCAUGCUCUUCCUUGCUGUACUGAUUAUGUCCUUCAGCUCAGGAGGAACUCUGAGGUUGGUGCAUGGACAGAGAACUUGGUGUGUUGCGAAACCUUCGUCGGAUGAUGCGACGUUGCUAGCCAACAUAAACUACGCCUGCUCUCAGGUGGACUGCACUGUGUUGCAAAAGGGUUGGCCAUGCUUCUACCCAGACAAUCUCAUGUCCCAUGCUUCUGUAGCUAUGAACCUCUAUUACCAGGGCAAGGGCAGGAAUCCCUGGAAUUGCAACUUCAAGAACUCAGCUCUGGUGGUCAUGACUGACCCAAGUUAUGGUAGCUGUGGUUACCUCUUUCAGUAGGAGUAAAAUCCACACUGCAUGUUUGCAAACAACUCCAAUGUGAUUCAGCUGCUUGUGUUUUCAACACCAUUUUCGUUUUGUAAAUGUGAUAAACUUAAGGAGCCCUUUAUAUAAGUUGAUUGUUAUUUGCAGA